Microdochium trichocladiopsis is the source of this 1356-nucleotide messenger RNA. RefSeq lists its product as uncharacterized. NCBI's taxonomy places the organism in Eukaryota, Fungi, Ascomycota, Sordariomycetes, Xylariales, Microdochiaceae. The transcript has 2 exons. The coding region runs from base 1 to 1356 and encodes 451 amino acids. The record is from RefSeq and is a predicted model, not a curated record.
AUGGAGCUAUACGAGGCCGAGGACAGUCCCACGGCAGACAUGCCUCGCCUGCGUCCUUGCAAGUCGUUCCCAAUGGACGAGUUCUCGAGCCGUGCCGGUUCUGAUAUGGAAGCUUUGGUCUGCGGCUCUCGGCAUCUCCACUCGGCGAGCUGGAUCGGCGGUGAUGGGGCUAUGAGCAAGCCGUCAACCACAUCAGGAUUCUCAAACACCGCAAAGACCACAAAGACGGCCUCCCCUACCAGCUCCGUCUCCAUCACCCCGUCCUUAAGGAGACUGGCAAGCAAUACUAGUGCUCGCCACAGCAGCGCCGGCGCGAGAAGCAGCUUGCUCAAUCCUGAACAUUCGCCACCUGUCCAGGAGAGAGAACUCAUCGUCGACCCUCCUCGCCCAGCGAAGCAGGGCAUGGAAUGGGUCUGGUAUCCGGCAGGAUAUUGGGCUGAACGCGAGAUCAUAGCGCAGCCAGCACGAGAACGAGGGACCAGACAUCACCGAUGGGGCAGGCAUAGCAGCGACAAGACAUUGCCGACAGACACGCACGAUGACGCGCUGAAAACUCUGGCACUGCCUCUUGGAGCCCUUCGCUUGCGAGCUCUGGCGGGAUCAAACAACACACUCAUGCCGAUGCCGAGUCCGUACAUGAGUGAAGAAACACAUGUCCAGAGCUUGCAGAACUCUGAUUCGUCUAAUUACACCACUUACAACCGCGACGGAGGACUCACUGGAGGGACUGGUGACAGCUUCCCAUCAGACACAAGUUCCCGCUUCCCCUUUCCUCUUGCACCACUGCCAACGCCGCAUUCCACGGACGACCAGUCGGAGCCUCUGACAAGCUCAGGAGCAUUCCCCAUGCCUGUAGUCGAAGAACAUGCCUCUGCAGAGGGCCAGUCCACGCGCACGAAGAUGGUCGUCUCACCAGACAUCGUGGAGUCCCAGCCAACCUCGAACACUACAUCGUCGAGCACAGUAAAGAAGCCUUGCUCGCCAGCAGCAGUUGGGAAAGUCAAGAAUUCCUUCAUAGCCCGCUUGCGCCCCUCAAGAAAGAAUUCGGCGAGUCAGAGCGCCUCCGGACAUUGUAGCGAUUCGGCAAAGGACAGCAAGCCAAAGAAGAAAUGCAGUCAACACGACCAGUCGUCGUCUCAAACUCCAAGUAUAGGAUUGGCUCGAAUUGCCUCUAUACUCCGAAGCGAAUGGAAGGUGAACGGCAGGGUUGGAUCGUUCAGUCUGAGAGAUUUUGGCAAGAGCCCAUGGCACCGCAAGACGUCGACUGGAUCAUCGGCGAGCGCACCUAGCUCAGUCAGAGAGGCUAUGCGAGGCAUCGUUCCCCUGAGCACUCCUGCUGAAGAGAUCGGUCUGUGA